Messenger RNA from Triplophysa dalaica, 5763 nucleotides. RefSeq names its product aggrecan b (gene acanb). The record is from RefSeq and is a predicted model, not a curated record. The coding region runs from base 140 to 4195 and encodes 1351 amino acids. Gene Ontology annotation, molecular function: hyaluronic acid binding. The transcript is spliced from 15 exons. Gene Ontology annotation, biological process: cell adhesion. Lineage: Eukaryota; Metazoa; Chordata; Actinopteri; Cypriniformes; Nemacheilidae.
CUGACUCACACAGGGAAGGCAAGCAGUCCAAAUUCACCGGAAUUUAGAAAUUUCCCAAAUGACAAAUUAAGGCACAAAACAAGAACUUUGGACAAACAACUAAAACGAGCAACAAGGGAUCAUUCUAAUUUGGUGAAACAUGUCUUUGACUUUGCUUCUGCUGUGCUCAUGCCUCAGUGUCAUUUCCGGCACACCUGUGUUUUUUGGAGACUUGGCUGAUCAGGACAGCACCAUCAGUGUAAGCAUCCCUGUAGAGCAGCCACUGCGCCCCCUGCUGGGUGGAAGUAUGGUUAUCCCCUGCUACUUUCAAGACAACGUUGUCCAUGAUCCUGGUGCUACAACCAUCUCCCCGCUCGCCCACCGUAUCAAGUGGAGCUACAUCUACAAGGGCACAAUAAGCCUUAUUCUGGUCGCCACCGGAGGACUGGUGAAAGUUGAAGGGGACUACUUGGACCGGGUUCAUAUGGUAAAUUACCCCAUGGUGCCAAGUGACGCCACCAUUGAGAUCUCAGAACUUCGUUCCAAGGACUCUGGCAUCUACAGGUGUGAGAUCAUGCAAGGCAUUGAAGAUAACUAUGAUUCUGUGGAAAUGCAAGUUCAAGGUAUUUUGUUCCACUACCGAGCGAUUUCCACCCGAUACACCUUGACAUUUGAGACAGCAAAGGCUGCCUGCAUUCAAAACAGUGCUGUUAUCGCAACUCCUGCUCAGCUGCAAGCGGCCUUUGAUGAUGGAUUCCAUCAAUGUGAUGCUGGCUGGCUCUCAGAUCAAACUGUGAGGUAUCCCAUUCAUGAGCCAAGAGAGCCUUGCUAUGGAGACAAAGAAAACUUUCCAGGUGUAAGAACAUAUGGAGUCCGAGAUGUCAAUGAGACCUAUGAUGUCUACUGCUUUGCAGACAAAAUGUCAGGCAAAGUGUUUUACUCCUUCUCUGUGGAGAAGUUUACGUUUCCUGAAGCUGAAGAGCAAUGUGCAAAGCUGGGAGCCCAGCUGGCCACCACGGGACAACUGUACCUGGCAUGGAUGACUGGCAUGGAUGUAUGUAAUGCUGGCUGGCUAGCAGACAGGAGCGUGCGGUACCCCAUUAACACACGCCGACCCCAGUGCGGCGGCGGGCUUCUGGGAGUGCGAACUGUUUACCUGUUUCCAAAUCAGACUGGCUACCCCCAUCCAGACUCCCGCUAUGAUGCAAUCUGUUACAGAGAACAAGAAGACAAGGUUUCAGAGACCUCACCAUUCCCUGAAAUAUACACUUCUACAGAUUCUGGGUUCACUGUGGCCACAGUGACUUUAAAUCCUUUAGAUUACACACAACAGGUGACCACAAAUGGCGAAGCCCGUGGGGAGACUGAAGAAACUCUUAACAUUACCAGUACAGAAGACCCCCUAUCCGUUUCUCCAAACAUAACUGAGACAAGCUCACUGGUAGAAGAGGAAGUGAUCAGAGUGGUUACGGCUAAGCCUGACCUGGGAAGUGAUAUUACCAAAGAAAAUGUAACCUCUGUUUAUCCAAUUGUCCCUCCAUUGUCUGUGGACAUGUCUGGAUCAGGCUCUGCAUCGGGUCAUCCAGAUCACAGUUCUGGGGAUGUAUCUGGAUCAGGGUCUGCAUCUGGUCAUCCAGAUCACAGUUCUGGGGAUGCCUCUGGAUCGGGGUCUGCAUCGGGUCAUCCUGAUCACAGUUCUGGGGAUGCCUCUGGAUCGGGGUCUGCAUCGGGUCAUCCUGGUUUCAGUUCUGGGGAUGCAUCUGGAUCGGGGUCUGCAUCGGGUCAUCCUGGUUUCAGUUCUGGUGAUGCCUCUGGAUCGGGGUCUGCACCGGUUCAUCCUGGUUCAAGCUCUGGGGAUGCAUCUGGAUCAGGGUCUGCAUCGGGUCAUCCUGGUUUCAGUUCUGGAGAUGCAUCUGGACAAGGCUCUGCAUCAGGUCAUCCUGAUUUCAGUUCUGGGGAUGUUUCUGGAUCAGGCUCAACAUCAGGUCAACUUGAUCUCGGUUCUGGGGAUGUCUCUGGCUUUGGGUCAGCAUCAGGUCUCAGUUCUGGGGACAUAUCUGGAUUGGGGUCAGCAUCUGGUAAACUCGAUCCGACUUUUGGAGAGAUAUCUGGAUCAAGCUCAGGAUCAGGCUUUCAUGCUUUCAGUUCCGGGGACAUAUCAGGAUCAGGCUUUCCUCAAUUCAGUUCUGGAGACAUGUCUGGCAGUGGCAGGCCCAGUGGGGACAUAUCUGGUUCUGGCCAAAGUGGUGAUGAAUCAGGUUUUCUUGUGCAGUUCAGAGAAGGUGUAGACACAUUAAUUUUGGGGACUUCUGGUUCAGGUAGUGCUCAGGAGGCAAAAGAAGGUAGUGGUGUUUUCAUUAUUCAAAGACUAGAAUCUGGGGAUUGGGAAUCCGGUGAACCAUCUGGGAGUUCGGCUAGUGGCCUUCCAUCGGGACUUGGUAGUGGAAUUAGCAUUUCCGGAGUUAGUGGUCUUUCAUCUGGACUCUGGAGUGAAGUUAGUGGUUCAGGAGCUAGUGGCCUUGCAUCAGGACUUAACAUUGAAGUUAGUGGUUCAGGAGCAUCCAGACUUGACAGUGAAGUUAGUGGUUCAGGAGCUAGUGGCCUUCCAUCUGGUCUCUGGAGUGAAUUAAGUGGUUCAGGAGCUAGUGGCCUUCCGUCAGGACUUAACAUUGAAGUUAGUGGUUCAGGAGCAUCUAGACUUGACAGUGAAGUUAGUGGUUCAGGAUCUAGUGGCCUUCCAUCUGGACUCUGGAGUGAAGUUAGUGGUUCAGGAGCUAGUGGCCUUCCGUCAGGACUCAACAGUGAAAUUAGUGGUUUAGGAACUAGUGACCUUCUAUCGGGAUUCGGAAAUGUAAUUAUCGGUUCAGGAUCAAGCAAAAUACACAGUGGUGCUGAACUGAGUGGGUCAGGCCUCUUUGGUGUGUCGUUCUUAGACACAGAAAUUAUUGAUCUAACCGCAAGGCCAUCUGGAGAACAGGAAUUGUCUGGCGUUUCUCCAUUUAGCCUGAAUUAUGUUAGUGGUUCUGGCUCUCACUCUUCAGCUUCUGGUUCAGGUGGCAUAUCGGACCACUUUGAAAGAAUAAAUGAAAAGAUAAUUAUUCUAACAGAUGAUGAGAUCAUUGAGUUUGUCUCUGGGCCUACAACUAGAACAGAACAAGGCCGUGGAUCUGUGGAGGUCAGUGGGGAGGGCAGUGGUCAAGAACAUUCAGCUGAUGACAUCUCAGGCUCCUCUUACAGAAAUUCAUAUGAACAUCACUUGAUUUCCAGAGGAACAGAUUAUCUCCUACCAGAAAAAAAUGAGCAACUUAGUAGCGCCACAGAAGCGUUUGAUAACACUGAUCAGUCCCCAGUGGAAACCACAGUAUCCACCAUCUCGGAUUUCAUCACUUCUCCUUCAGUUUCACUACAAACACCAGAAUCUAUAGUGGAGCCCACAGUUACUGAUGCUUUUGCUAACCCCUGUGAACCAAACCCCUGUGGCGAUGGCUUCUGCUCUAUACAACAUGGCAUUGUUGUAUGUCAGUGCCCACGAGGAUUCAGCGGGGAGAAUUGCUCAAUAUCGAUACAGGGAUGUGCUGAGGGGUGGAUGGAGUUCAUGGGCAGCUGUUACAUCCACUUUGAUGAGCGUGAGACCUGGGCCGGUGCUGAGCAGCGCUGUAAAGAUCUAAACUCUCACUUGGUUAGCAUAUCCUCCAAACAAGAACAAGACUUUGUCAGAACUCAGGCUCGCAACUACCAGUGGAUCGGACUCAGCGACAAAAAAGUGGAAAAUGAGUUUCACUGGACUGAUGGAAGCAUUUUGAAAUAUAAAAACUGGAGACCAAACCAGCCAGAUAAUUACUUUAACACAGAUGAAGACUGUGUUGUAAUGGUAUGGCAUGAAGAUGGCCAGUGGAAUGAUGUGCCCUGCAACUACCAUCUACCCUUUACUUGCAAAACUGGACCUGUCACCUGUUCAUCACCUCCUGAGGUGAGGAAUGCAAGGAUGCUCGGCAGCCCCCAAGAACGCUACACUGUUAAUUCGAUCAUUCGGUACGAGUGUGACAGUGGAUUCACACAGCGCCACCUUUCUGUGGUGCGAUGUAUGGCGGAUGGCCAGUGGGAGCAGCCUCAGGUUGAAUGUAUAGAAGGUAAAACGAUCAACAGACUUCGGAAGAGGUCCCUCAAGACACGUCCCAAAGCAGUCAAAAAUCGGACAUGGAGAAAAAUCCUCUAAACAAGAGAAAGGUCAAAUACUUUUACAUAUCCAGAGGACUGUAUCAUCUGUACGGAAGCCUUAUUUACCGUAAGGAAGGGACCAACCUUACGUAAUGUCAAACAUUUCUGUAGUCCACCUCGCUUAUUUACAAGUGCUACUCAGAGCUUUUGCUUAGAGUAAAGGAUUUGUUUAUUUAAAAGAUUUUAUUCUGCCCUAUUUUUAUUCCUUAAUUGCGGAAUCAGAAAAAACUAUUAGGAAGAUACAGACUGAACUUGUGUGUUUCAGUCUGAGUGCACAAUUACUACAAAAGCACAAUUUUGUCCCCAAAAUAAAAGCAAAUUGAGGGCAUUAAUUGUACUAUUAGUCCAAGAGUUUGUGAAAUUUCCUUUCAGAUCACAUGGUGGCACUAUUGCGGAUUUAUGUAAACAUGUAACGUUUUUACAUCCUAGUUGCACAAUACUACACUGUGAUCAUUUAUAGAUUGGAUAAAAUCACGUACUUUCAAGUAUGUAGAAAAGAUAUUGGGAUGUUGAUUUUGAAUGUCACCUUAUUACCGUAUGUAUUAUUAAUAUAAUUUUAGGGCAUGUACAAUGUUAGCUCAAAAAGCAUGAAAAACCAGGCACCUUUGGCAUUAUAUUUUCAAUAUUUUCUGAUAUGGGGAUUCAACUAUUCUAAUGUUCCAUGCUAUCCCAUAAAGAAUGGAUAGAUGGUGAAACAGGAUACAACCGAAGACAUCUGAUCGCAAUCCUAAACAUAAUACUAUAGGAAUAUAAUAGAUGCAAAGGGAUCGUCCUGGGUCAUAGAGUGUUUUAAAACUUAAUAACAAGACAAAAGGCUUUAAUGUCUACAGCUGGAUGCAUUUUAAGCACAUUAGUAUUUUUUAAAUUCUUUAAUUAUGAUGUGUCUUUUCGUUUGUUUUUGUUGUUUGUUGUAGUUUAAAUGUCUAGUUUGACCUAAGAGAGCAAGUUAUCGCUGUGAAACUGUGAAAGAUAAAAUGUCCCCUCGUCUCAGCUUGCAUAAUAGACAAAGUUUACUCGAACUAGUAAGUUAUGUCUACAGUAGCUGUAAUGACACAAUUCUAUCCGUCAAAGGAAAAGAAUGACUGAUUAUCAUGAUUCAGUGCUUAUCUUGUGCAAUGCGUUUGCUUUUUCAUAAUUUAUUGAGUCACAGGUUCACAAGUUCAUAUGAACAUUCAACUUGACUUGGGUCUCAGAUUACUUAAUAUGAGUUAGUAAGUAAACAACAGCAAUAGUAGAAAUAAUGAGAGUUGGGGAAAUAAUACAGUUGGGGUGGUGGUACGGUGCUGGAGAAACUGUCAUGGGACUGUGGCUUCCACAGCUCCUCCUGAACUUUUCCAUUUUGAAAUUUUAGGACAUUUAGUUUACAUUUUAACUGUAUGUCUUAACACAAUAUUGUGAGCAUCCACAUUCCAAUGAGCACCAAACAGAAUUUUGCAGUUGUGCUCGAUUUCAACUUUUGAGUUAAAAGUAUCUGUCCUGUUGCCCCUGAAUCCCUGAAAUAAACAGACUAAAUGUGUGUCAAUAAAGGUGAAUUCCUUUUAAUAAAAAAUGUGUGCAACAAAGAGA